CAACAACGGAGUCAGUGGAGCCGCUAUCUUGGUACGGAUUGCCUCGUUCUCUCCGCGCGACGCGCCUUCGCGUACGUAGCGUUCGUUCUGUCGAAGCAUGAACGGCGUUUUCGCAACCGCCCGAUGCGAUUAGUAGAUCGAUCGGGCAUCGCGCAAAGGCAGCCGCGGAACACGCAUGACUUCGAUCCCCGAAUCGAAUACUCGUCGCUGUGCAGUGCUCGUGCACUUGGCUGCCGUGUGGUACACGCGAGAAAGGCACUUCCUGCGAGUGAAUCAGCGCGGCAUCGCAGCAUCGUCGCCAGCGAGCGAGCGAGCGCCAGAUCAGGCCGAUCACGAAGGAACGGUUGUGCGCGGUGGAAUUGUAAGAAACUGAUGCCGUAAUGGCAAGAACUAACUCGUUAUCCUCGCGAUGCCGCUCCCAUGCGAGACCCCAGCGGGACCCGGUGGCUGCGUGAGGAGUGCGUUAAACGGCAGGACGGCGAAGACAUUCGUCGCGGCGAAAGGAUCUAGUUUCGUGACAAACUGGCAUCGCGGCGCGGUUAAAUAGACGAUAACGGUGUUGGUACGUGCUCUGUGUUCGUUUCUCUGUGAUGGUGAUUGCCGCCCACUCGAUAUCGUAUUUUCCGAUUCCGUAAUAGUGCAUCUGUUCUGUGUGCGCGCGCGCGCGCGUGUGUGUGUGUGUGUGUGUUUACGUAUGUUGUUCAGCGAAACAGGAGCGAGAGGCGAAACGAAAAGGCUUGCAGAAUCCUGCGCGGCAACGUUACACGUUUGAAUAUUAAUGAUACCAAGUUGUCGCGCGCUUCCUCCGUGAUCUCUCGAGCGAAAAGAGGGCAAAUCGGAAGGAGAGUGAAAGAGAAACGCCAUCCUGUCGUCAGUCAUGUGGUGAAGAUCAACGCGAGACAGGUGAGGCGGAAAUAAAAGAGGUCGGGAGUCCCGCUUCACCGUGUCAUUAAAACGGACGUUGGUGGAAGCGCGAGACAAAGGAAGCGAGGGAGAAGGACGAUCGGAACGAGGAAAUGAAUGGAUGAAAACGGAGGAAGCCGGGUGAAAAUUGUAAACGAAGAAAGAACCGAAGACAAAGGACGUAAUUCGCGGGGGAACGUUCUGAAGGGGCGAGAGGAUCAUUUCGCGAAACGGGGAAGUGUCUUUACACUGUGGAAAGUGCGGAGACCAAUGCUCAGGACCGUACGAUGGCCGAAGUCCUGCCCGAGAAUGUCCCGAGGCCUGUGAGCGUGGUUGCCGUCGACGGUGCUGCUGUGGAUAAUGCCAGGAACGGCGCGGACCGAACACAGGAAACACGAGACAAUGCUCGGUCUUUCACCUCGACAGAGGCGCAGACGGAGCUGGCACCUCACGGAGGCGGGUCGGCGAGCCAGACCGAAGAGAUUUCCGAUGGUAUGCGAGAUGCGCGUAGGCGGGAACGACGAAUACGCAGACAUCAUCGUCGCGCUCUGAGAUCCUGCUCCAUACCGCCGACGUAUCCCGGAACCGCACCAGGAUGUCAGACAGCUUCGUCCGCACCGGGAGUGCCGCUCGUGCCACCCGCCAGAGGCUUCCUUCAUCCUCCUCCCCCGCAUUUGGGUCUCAGAGGUCUCAGCCUCGGUCUACCCUUUCCCGUUCCUGCUAGCGUUUCUGCUUUCGGCAGGGACGCAGUGCCGAAACAGUGCUGUGGUUUGAGUUCCCCUCCAGUACGCUGGUCCAUUUUAGGCGUCGGGUUCGUAGGUCUCGUCUGCGCGGGUGCCGGUACUCUUCUUGGUGCCCUCAAAGCUUCCGGCCGUGAUCACCUCGUGGGAAUAUUUAUGUCUGGUAUAGGAGUGCUUCUGGUGUUGGUUAGCGCAGUUGCGUGGCGACUGACCAACCAAGAUUACUGCGGUAGCUUGUUCGGUUUCACAGGUAUUUCCGGUAGAAUACCUCCUGCGAGACCGAUACAUCCUUACGCCGCUAUGAUCUAUCCGGAAUUCCAGUUUAGAACGCCGCCACCGAGUUAUCAGGCUAGUAUGCAAGAAUAUAGACUUCGGUUAUUGUUGCUGGACCGAUUGCAGCCCACAUCGUCGCCGCCGCCGACUUACAGAUCGAACGCGGGCAGCAUCGUGGUGCAGCCUCCCGGUACAGCGACGAGGGAGAGCCGGCCGCCGAGUUACUGCGCUGAGACGAAUGUCACGCCUAACGCCAAUCUAGUGCCCUCGAAGAAAGAUGCGAAUCUCGUUAGAAUCGUCCAGACCGAAUCCGAGCCGGUUAUUCUCAGCGGCGAUCAAACGCCACCCGUAGCUACCGUCGAAGUGCUGGCGCAUCUUUAAAUUAGGCGACAAGUUCACCUAUGCUUGGCCAUUUCCUUUCUUUUCCUGAGGUCUAACGCGAUUGUGAUUAUGUACCUAAAAGAUGGUAUAAAUAUAAUUGUAUAAAUUAACUACGAGCAUGCGAGAAAAGAUGAAGUACAAUAGAACGCCAUUGUAUGCCUUCACACCUCAACUGCCAGGUCGAAUGCAUCACAUGUAGAUAUUAAAUUCGUCAUGACUUGGAGCUGUGCACACAG
This is a messenger RNA of Linepithema humile (Argentine ant), 2533 nucleotides long. RefSeq lists its product as uncharacterized. The record is from RefSeq and is a predicted model, not a curated record. NCBI's taxonomy places the organism in Eukaryota, Metazoa, Arthropoda, Insecta, Hymenoptera, Formicidae.